AUGACGCAUAUUCAUAUUGCAGGGAACGUUAGCUUUAAUGGGCUAAUCUACCCACGAAGUGGGGGCGGGGACAAGAAUACAAAACUGUGUUUUGAGGUCCUUGAGGGAGGUGCCACUUUGAUUACAAGACUUCUUAGUGAACCAGGAUUUAAAAAGCAACACAAUUGCACUGUUGAUGGACCAAAUGUUGAAAAGGCUUGCCAAGGACACCCCCCGGAUGGCAGUGGGGUUAACCAUUCCAAUAAAUCACCAAAUGCUGGCUCGUCCUCCGAAGUCUCUUCUCAUACUACACCUGGGCAAUCAUCCGAGCAAGGAAAGCAUAAAAAGGGUGCCACCACUCCUACACAGGCAGAUAAGCCCGGUUCUGGCGGGACCAGCUAUUCCAGUGAAAAUCUGAAUUCAGACUCGUCCUCUGAAGUCUCUCCUCAUACUACACCUGGGCAAUUAUCUGAGCAAGACGGGUGUGAGAAGGGUACCACCAAUUCUACGCAGACAGAUAAACCCAGUUCCGGCGGGGCCAGCCAUUCCAGUAAAUCACCAAAUACAGGCUCGUCUUCUGGAGUCUCUCCUCAUACUGCACCUGGGCAAGCAUCUGAGCAAGGCGAGCGUACGAUUGACGAUGCUGCAAUGCGAGAUGGGACAGAAUCCCGACGUCUAUCGCAGGCUGACGUGUUCUACUGCAUGUCAUGCAGUGUUCCUAAUGCAUCUGCCGGUGAUGGUUUGAUGAAUGCAAUCCUGGACUUGCAAGCACAAAAGUCUGAGUCUGCGGCUGUUCAACACUACAAAGUGGAGCAACUUCGCAAAUUCGAUUCCAAUCCUACAUGGUAUGAAUCAAUAUCGUCUGGUGAAGCGGAAACGAUAGUGAUGGAAGGUCCGACCUCAACAGAACCGAAUAUCCGAAAAUGUACUGAAUGGCUUGCAAGAGCACAGUGCAAGAAAUUAAUUUUCAAGAUGACUCGGCCUCUCGCUCGUGGGGCAAUAUGGGAUCAUAUUCGACGGCGCACGAAGGAAUUGUUUGUCAUAGUGGAUGCGAAUGACCUCCGCGCAGAAGGCCUUGACAUCAGUCGCCACUUAUCAUGGGAAAGCACGGCACAGACCUUCGUGAAAUAUGCUGCGUCAACUCGUUGGUUGCACUCCCUUAUAUACUGUCCACAUUUAAUCGUCCUUUUUGGUUGUGAGGGUGUGAUACAUUGCAAGGAGGGUCAAGAAAGCACGCUAUACUUUGAUCCAAAGAAUGCGGAAGGUGACUUUGCAUCGCGUCACUCAAAGGGAAUAGUGGACGUUACCGGAGCGUUCAUUGCGGGACUCGCUUCAUCGAUAUCAGAUUCGUCGGUGGCGAGUAAAACAGAAAUUGAUGGUAUUUUGCCAAGCGCUAUAAGGCAAGGGUUAACAAGUGCUCGCCGACUUGUUGAAGAGGGUUUUAUUUCUUACAAAAAUAGCACCCCAGAUUAUCCAGUCGAGCAAGUGACGGCAAAGAGAGAACAGAAUCACACAAUAAGCUCCAUCCGUAUUCCGAAGGAGGACAGUAAACCUAAUUCCUGGUCGAUAUUCCUCAACUUAAUGGGCGACACAACGGAAAUUGCUCGGUUUAUUGUUCGAAACGGCCCAGGAGUUGUAUUGAGCAGAGUUCAAACAGCGCAAUUCGGCCAGUUAAUAACAGCCGACAGACAGGAAAUGGAAGGGUUCCGUGCUAUCACUAAUCUCGUCGAAGAAUAUAUAAACGGAAGCAAAAUUGAACCGUUAUCAAUAGGGGUAUUUGGGCCUCCAGGUUGUGGAAAGUCGUUUGCCUUAACGGAAGUAAUCACGGGAGGUCCUCAUCCAGCAAAAGUUGAAAAAAAGCAUUUCAAUAUCUCCCAAUUCCAGCAGUAUUCCGACUUACUGUCUGCAUUUCAGGAAAUCCGAGAUGUGGUACUAUCUGGAAAAAUCCCAAUGGCUCUCUUCGACGAGUUCGAUACCUCUUUUGGCACAACAAAACUCGGGUGGCUGCGAUAUUUUCUCGCCCCCAUGCAGGACGGCCGGUUUCUGGACCAGGGCCAGACACACCCGCUUGGGCGCUCAAUUUUCGUUUUCAUGGGGGGUACUUCAGCAACGUUCGCUGAUUUUGUAAAGAGUACAGGUUCAGUCGAUCAACCCGGCGAGGCUCCAAAUCCAAAGACAAGGAAAUGUUCGGAAACGCAACAUUUCAAAUCAGUCAAAGGUCCAGAUUUUGUGAGCCGGUUACGCGGGUAUGUCGAUAUUCGUGGUCCAGACCGACUUAACAACCUUGACCGGAUGUAUUCCAUACGACGGGCUAUUCUGCUCCGGGCGUUGCUUGAACGGCGCAUGAAUAUGUCAAGUCAACAUCUUCAUGUUGAUGAUACCGUUUUGGCGGGACUUCUCAAAGUGCCUGAGUUCAAUCAUGGUGCUCGCUCACUAGAAGCGAUACUUGAUAUGAGCAGAGUCUCAGGACGCAGAGAGUUUGAACGCGCAGCACUCCCUUCAGAGCAUCAACUAUGCUUACAUGUGAAGUCAGAAGUUUUCAUGGAUUUGGUAAGAACCAAGGACGGACUGCCGGAUCCCCUGCAUGAGAAUGUCUCCAGAAAAAUAAAAGAGAGACUCAGUUCUCUGAGAAUCAAUAACGAUUACUCAAACUGGGGAAAGGAAAUACUGGCUUCAUACGAUACGCACACUGCAGCAGAUGAUAUCGUACGCAAACUACGCUCGAUUAACUGUUACAUUGUUCCAAAGCCUUCCUAUCCUGAAGAGUCACUGCCUUCUAGCCCCGAACCACAGCUCAAGGACGACGAAAAAGAUCGACUAGCCCGCGAGGAUUAUGAGCGUUAUCUAAUGGAAAUCUCAAACAACCAGGAGUCAAGAAACACCGACAGAGGAACAAAGCCCGUAUCAUGGGAGGAAGAAAGAGAAGAUGUGAAGACGAUAUUUCAUGAGUUAAUCGAAUCUAUCUUGGAUAUUAUGAAGGAAUGCGACUGCUGUGUCUAUUCAUUGAAGUUUGGAGCGCCAAUCGCGUCCAAGUGCGUACCGAUCUGA
This is a messenger RNA of Aspergillus homomorphus CBS 101889, 3027 nucleotides long. RefSeq lists its product as uncharacterized. NCBI's taxonomy places the organism in Eukaryota, Fungi, Ascomycota, Eurotiomycetes, Eurotiales, Aspergillaceae. The transcript has a single exon. Bases 1 to 3027 code for a protein of 1008 amino acids. The record is from RefSeq and is a predicted model, not a curated record.